AUGGGCAAAAUCAACUACGCUACCGGAAUUGCUAUUCUCCAAUUUAUCAUUUAUCCAUUUGUCUUCGCCGCGUCCUUAUUCGUCUGGAAACGAACAGGAUGGAGAGUUGGCAGCAAGAUCUGGCGUUAUCCCGCCGUUCUCUCUUUACUGAGAAUCGCCGGUAGCAUCUCUACUUUUAUUGCAAUCGAUCAUAACUCUACGCAAGUUCAAAUUGCUAUUGCAGUGUGCCAGCUGAUCGGAAUUGCACCUUUGGUACUUACUUACGUGGGAAUAUUGCGUCAAAUUGAUUUUGAACAGAAGAUGCCCCCAAGGCGCCUCACAAUCGUAACUCUGGUCGCCCUCAUCGGCUUGAUUCUCGCUAUCGCUGGAGUCUCCACUGCCAAAACCUCCCCAGGCGAAACUUACAAGCCCGGGACACUCGUCAAGGUAGCGAUGGCUAUCUUCCUCGUUAUAUUCGCCGCCACGAUGCUUUUGAGCGUUUGGCUCUUCUAUUCGCUCUCCUUUUCUCUGUUACGAUUCCAGAAGAAGUUGUUCCUCGCCAUCGCCCUAUCUGCUCCUUUCUUGGUGGUCCGAAUGGUCUACUCUGCGCUCUCAGACUUCACUACCAUCAAGGAAUUUGCACUUGGCCAAAACGAGACUGUCUACCUCUGCAUGUCUGUAUUAGAAGAAAUCGUUGCCAACAUCAUUGUCCUGAGCUUUGGUAUCUCGGCUGUCCUCCAGCCAGACUUUGUGAAGCUUAAUGCGGAGCAAAUGAAGGAGAGAGAUCAACAGCACCCGGACGAGGGAAAGCCUCUUAGUGGGCAAGACUACAACACCGCUUACAAUGGAGCCAAUGCAGCUUACAACUCGGCCAUCCACGGAGCUCAGAACACUGCCUACAAUCCUGCCUACCCUGGAGCUCAGCAUAACACUGCUUAUGACCCAGUUUAUAACGGAGCUCCAGCUCCUGCUUAUCAUGGAGCUCAGAACGUUUAG
Molecule: messenger RNA, 975 nt
Organism: Penicillium manginii
Lineage: Eukaryota; Fungi; Ascomycota; Eurotiomycetes; Eurotiales; Aspergillaceae
Exons: 2
Coding region: 1-975 (324 amino acids)
Source: RefSeq, a predicted model, not a curated record